AUGGGUCGUCGCCGAAGUAGUAACAAGCCUCCACCAAAGCGGAAAGCUAUUGUCCCACUUGACAAGGUGUUUAAUUGUCCUUUCUGCAAUCAUGGUCGAUCUUGUGAAGUUAUCUUGCAACGGGAUAACAAUAUUGGUUACAUUAAGUGUACAAUAUGUUUGGAAGACUUCCAGACUAAAAUAAAUUAUCUUAGCCAAGAGAUUGAUGUCUACAAUGAUUGGAUCGAUGCUUGUGAAGAAGCAAAUGCCUAA
Messenger RNA from Schistosoma mattheei, 252 nucleotides. The record is from the annotation of a GenBank genome assembly. Lineage: Eukaryota; Metazoa; Platyhelminthes; Trematoda; Strigeidida; Schistosomatidae.